AAAGGUGGCAACCCUAACAAAAUACAUCGCCUGGUUUUGUUUUAAUCAAGAGUCCCACCCAUUACUGCAGUACUGUAGGCACAAAGUAAUGCACUCAGGCCAUUGAAAGGAGCACACGGCAAACUACUGCCGCUUGAUGGCGCCAUGUAUUCUAACCCAAAAAUGCCAGACAAAACAGGCUUAUAGUUGAGUGAGCAGGUAAAACUAAGACUGUUGGGAUGUAUGUCGUGAUCUCAACAGUAGAAAACAACUGAAUGCGUAAAGGCAAAACCAAAACAAAGAGUCUCGAACUUGAGUUCAGCUCGUUAACUUUAUUCACGCGUUUUCGGCUGGCAAAGUGCUUCUUUCACUAACUGCAGUAGUAAGACGUGCACUUUUUCCCAUAUAAGCGAUCAGCUGUUGGCUCCUCAGGUGGUCCUCUUUAGGGAAGCAUCUCUCACUUCUGUCUAGCCCACCUCUAACCAUCCCACUUAGCAAUGUCAGCUCCGUCAGUACAGUAGGAAGUGAUGUUCGUAGGUGGGGUAGAAGCGUAACUGGUGUCUGCAGGCGGAGAUAAACAGGAAUGAUGCGUGUGGCAGCGGCCUGAACUCCUGUAUUGGCGGAAGGGGAAAGCUGGCUGUGACGGACCAUCUACUAGGAUCCUGACACUUUGGAUCGCUGAUGAAUAAUAGGGCCUCCAGCUCUUUAAAAAGUUAAAACAGAAAUCAAGCCAUACCAAAUCACUUGGAUUUAGUGGGUUCACUUGUUAUUGGGUUUUCCGAGAAUCGCUGGAGCUGUUUUAUUAUUGGUAUGCUAACUGGCUCCUUGGGCAAUUCAAAACUGUGCAAAACUUUCUUUUGGAGAUGGACCAGGGGCCAUUUUUAGAACCUGUACUGGUCAGCAUUAAGAAACAAGUUUUUCUCCAUAACUAAAAGUGCUGUUAACAGUUUGAUUGCGAGAUUUAAUUUGUUUGAGCUAUUGCCAGAGGGGAAAUAUGGAUCCCAUGUCCCGUCUCCCUGGGGACAUCAUGCGAAGAAACCCCCAGCUGGAUUAUGAACUCAUUCAGAGAGUUGGGAGCGGCACGUACGGGGAUGUCUUCAAGGCUCGACAUAUAGAGAAUGGGGAAUUAGCAGCAGUAAAAAUAAUAAAACUUGAACCAGGAGAUGACUUUACUAUCAUCCAGCAGGAAAUUUACAUGGUGAAAGAGUGCAAGCAUCCAAACAUUGUGGCCUACUAUGGAAGCUAUCUCUGUCGAGAAAAGCUAUGGAUCUGCAUGGAAUACUGUGGUGGUGGAUCACUUCAGGAUAUUUACCAUGUUACAGGUCCACUGUCAGAGUAUCAAAUAGCGUAUGUCUGCAGAGAAACAUUGAAGGGUCUUGAAUACCUGCACCUGAAAGGUAGAAUGCACAGAGAUAUUAAGGGUGCCAAUAUAUUGUUAACAGACAAUGGUGAUGUGAAAUUAGCUGACUUUGGUGUUGCAGCGAAGAUAACGGCUACCAUUGCAAAAAGAAAAUCUUUUAUUGGCACUCCAUACUGGAUGGCUCCAGAAGUAGCUGCAGUGGAAAAAAAUGGUGGCUAUAACCAGCUUUGUGAUAUAUGGGCAGUUGGGAUCACUGCAAUAGAACUUGCAGAAUUACAGCCACCAAUGUUUGACCUACAUCCUAUGAGAGCCUUGUUUCUAAUGUCCAAAAGUAAUUUCCAGCCACCAAAGCUAAAGGAUAAAACAAAAUGGACUCCGAUUUUCCAAAGUUUUGUGAAAAUGGCUUUAACAAAAAAUCCAAAGAAAAGGCCAACAGCAGAAAAACUUCUAACUCACCCCUUUCUGUGUCAACCAAGUGUUUCAAGAACAGCAGCAGUUGAGUUAUUGGACAAAGUUAAUAAUCCAGACCACCAUCACAGUUACAGUGAAGCUGAUGACGACGACAUUGAUCUUCUUGCUGUUCCUCGUCAUACAAUACGCUCCUCCAACAAAAACAUUAGAGCAGAAAAAACACGAUCUGAAAUUAAUCUUGGCAAAGUUCAGUUUGAGCCCCCUCUACGGAAAGAAACAGAAGCUCGACAAGAAACAGAUUUGACCAAAGAUAAUGAUUUUACUUCACAAUGGAGCCCUUUUCCUGAUAACAAGAACAGGGGACACAUUGCCCGUUUGGAUAUUGACUAUAAUGUUGAGCAAGCAACAAUUAAACGGGUUCCUCCUCCACUGCCUCCCAAGCCCAGGAACUACAGCUGUUCAGAUGAAAUGACUUCAGAUGAAGAUAAGCUGCUGACAGUAAAACGUCAACCAGAUACAGGCAGUGGAUCCUCCCCAGUUUCAAGAAGGCAAAGCAUCCCAGCGUCCUUGCACCGAAGUGAAAUACCCCAGCCCUCACUAUCUGGCAGUAUCAGCAGUCCAGGACUAUAUUCUUCCAGGACCACUGAGACAGGUAAUGAAGAAUGUGUGCUGAAAUCUAAUGGUCAAAGUGCAGAAGAAAUGUAUGCGCAGGAAGUACUACUUGUACGGGUGAACGACAGGAAUCUUUUCGUAAAGCCAUCCAUCAAUGGAUUACCGCCCACACCAAAAGUACUGAUGGGAGCCUGCUUUUCAAAGGUAUUUGAUGGCUGUCCCCUGAAGAUAAACUGUGCAACGUCUUGGAUACAUCCUGAAACGAAAGAUCAGUAUAUAAUCUUUGGCACUGAAGAUGGAAUUUACACAUUGAAUUUGAAUGAACUGCAUGAAGCCACUAUGGAACAGCUUUUCCCACGGAGGUGUACGUGGCUUUAUGUUAUCAAUCAUACUUUAAUGUCCCUGUCAGAAGGGAAGACUCUUCAGCUGUAUUCACACAACCUUGUCACACUGUUUGAGCAAGCCAAAAAAGCAGGUUUAACUGGGCACAUUCAGACUCCCCGAUUUCCUGAUAAAAUAUUGCCAAGGAGGUUUGCCAUAACAACAAAGAUUCCUGAUACGAAAGGGUGUCACAAGUGUUGUUUAGUGAGAAAUCCUUACACAGGAUGCAAGUAUCUGUGUGGAGCCCUGCAGUCUGGAAUUGUAUUACUUCAAUGGUACGAACCUAUGCAGAAAUUUAUGUUAAUAAAGCACUUUGAUUUUCCACUGCCAAGUCCUCUGAAAGUAUUUGAAAUGCUGGUGAUUCCAGAGCAAGAAUACCCAAUGGUGUGUGUUGCAGUCAGCAGGAGCUCUGAGCCCAGUCAAGUUGUUAGAUUUGAGACAAUUAACUUGAAUUCAUCAUCUUCGUGGUUUACAGAAAUUGGUUCAGGCAGUCAGCAACUUGAUGCUAUCCACGUAACACAAUUGGAGAGGGACACAGUCCUUGUCUGUAUGGACCAAAAUGUGAAAAUUGUUAAUCUACUGGGAAAGUUGAAAUCCAGCAGAAAAUUGGCAUCAGAACUGAGCUUUGAUUUCUUGAUUGAAUCUGUAGUGUGCCUGCAGGACAGUGUGUUAGCUUUCUGGAAACAUGGCAUGCAAGGAAAAAGCUUCAAGUCAAAUGAAGUUACACAAGAAAUUUCUGAUCCAAGCAGAGUGUUUCGUUUGUUAGGAUCAGACAGAGUUGUAGUGUUAGAAAGCAGACCUACAGAAAACCCUACUGCACAUAGCAACCUGUACAUCCUGGCUGGACAUGAAAAUAGCUACUGAGCAAAAUGACAACAGUAAUCUUGGCUUGCUGAGUGAAGAAAGAACACGGAAUUUCUUUAUCUCCAAAAUCAUCUGUUAAGGAUAUGUUUUUCAGUGACAAUGGUGGUUGUAUUUUCUAGCUUAUUCAGGUUUUGCACAGUGUUAGCAAACUGCUGCUGCAGUUCUGCUAACUCUUAUCAACCCAAGCAUCGUGUAAUGGCUGUUUCAAAAAACGUUCUGCAUGCAGAAUUCAGAUUCAUGGAGAUUUAUAGCUUGUGGUUGCUGGCUAGGUAGGCACCAACAAAAACAUUGUUACCAUGUAGAGAGCUUGGAGAAAGUCUUCAUAACAGUAUAGUAAAUUUAAAGGAGGAAACAUUUUUUUUAUUAUUAUUUAACUUGAAAAGUUAUUGUAUUAAAUUUGUAAAACCUAGGGAGUUGUCCAGCUUUAACUGAUGUUGCAAUCUAACUAUAACAGUAAGGUCACUGAAGAGAUUGGGAUUGCUGUAACUUAAAAAAGUAGUUCUUAAAAAAGAGGGGUACACAAACAGUAAUGUUUGCUAUUGAGUUAACCAUUUUCUAGUCAUGUAAUAGUAAUUUACUUCUAAACUGUCAGCUAUUGUUUCUGAGUUUAGAUCUUGUAUUGCUGCUGUCCAUGUCAAGAUUCCUGCCGUUUCCCUAUUCCCACUGUUGUGGCUGCUGAGAUUCAGUAUGUUCUAAGGCCAUGCAAUGCUAUCGAUUCCUGUUUACAUGGUUUGAGUUCACAUAGUUUGCUCUACUGUUCUCAGAAAUCCCUCUACCCUCUUUUCUUAUGCCAUUUGGCACGUGGAUUUCAUUAAUCAUUUCCCUCUGUUAUAGAUAUAUGUGGUCAAUUUUUGCACUUUGUGACUGUGGCAUGAAACUAGAACUCUGACCUCUUUACCAUUUCUGAGAAGUACACUGCAGUUCAGACGCAUUUCUUUAGUGGGGCUUCUUUUUGACAGAAUGUCUUGAGUCAGCUACUGAAUGUCUGCUGUUAAGAAGCAUCUUCCGAAUGCUAUUUAAUAAUGUUUAUUGAUCAACUGCAGUGUUACAUUGCUCUUAAAUGUGAAGUGGUAUAUUGACAGAACUUGUAAUACUACACUGUUUCCAGCUGUUCUCAGAGCAGAUUAAUAUGCAUUUGAUAGCGCAGUUAGUACAAAUUGAGUCUGUCAUACUGACAUUUUCUUUCUACCAGUAUUUGGUUUAGGUUUAUAAAAUCAUGAUAAUUUCACUAACUUGGCAUAAGUACACUGUUGUUAUGAUAACAUAGGUGUGAAGUCAUCAAGAGUUUUUUUUGCAUGAUCUUUCCUAGCUGCCUUUGUGAACCUGUAUGUCACCUGGGAACAUACAGCAAAUAGGUUCCUCAGGGUGAGAGCCAAGCAGGCUAGAAGCAGGAGCUGUCAUCCAUAUAGGGACUGCAUUAUUGUUUUUUUAUUUUCUAUAUUUCCCCACAUGUGCACAUAGUGUUGAAUGAGAAGCAUGGCGUGAGCUCACUGGCUGGUGUCCACACCUCCAUGUAUGACACAAUGAAAAUCCAUGUAAUCCAAGUGUGCACCUGCGAUUCUAAUGCAGAGCAUGCCCUUGGACACCAUCUUCCCACCCUUCAUAUGAGGACAGGUGAGCUGUUUUCACCUUUACAUUCCUCAUCUUCCCAUUCCACAGCCACUAAUCAAAUUUUAGUCUAUUGGAUCUUUGUUAGAACUUUAUCAUUCUGUGCCAGCAGAUAAUUUUAUUGUUUGUUUUAACAGCUCCACUGGCCCUCAGAUUUGGUAUCUUUCAGACACCACUAAUGUACUGUUGUCAUACAUUCCCCAGUCUGGCACAGCACUGCCAAUUUCCUAGGAGGAUUGCUCUUCCCCAGUAUACCAGUGCUAAAGGAAGCUGGACCUGUUUAUUUUCAGUAUUGUCUGUUACCACCAGUCUGAGUCAGACUGAGAGAGUUGGUGCUACACUCAAGUCAUAGUUGAGAAUACACACUCAUUUUUUAUCCUUACCACCUAUUUACAAUGCAAUAUUUGGCUACCUCUGUAAAAACUCAUUUUGUAAAUGAAACAUGGCUUGCUGUACAAUAGCAGGUUCAUAGUUAACCACAAAAUUACUUGCGUAGCAAUUUGCCAGUUUCCCAUAGCAAAAAUGUGUUUUUCUUUUGCAUAUUUUGCAGCUGUUGAUGCCUAGUUGAUACCACCCAGGUAUAUUUCCCUAACUCCAACUAUUUGAUGUAUACAGACAUAAAAAAAUUAGUAAUGUAAUGCAUGUCAGCUGUCAUGUUAUCAUAACUGACUUUUCUCUUGAUUCAUAGGGAUACUCGAGACUAGCAAAGACGUAUGUUGUCCAUUUACUAUCUCAUUUUUGGUAUUUUGUCGAAGCCCCAAUAAGUGUAAUGGCAUUGUCUGCUUUUGUGUUAUGACAACUGCUAAUUCUCAGACCAUCUUUAGUGACUCUGAAAAAUAGUGAGGUCAGUGUGAUUGUUUCUUUUAUGCUUUCUGAGGAGAACACCACUGUGAAGAGGAAAUUGGCACUCAAUGACCAGCAGUGAUAAUUCUGUGUAUAAUUCUUUUUAAUGUUAAAUUUUUUGCCCUAUACUGAUUGUCCUAUUGGACAUACGUUGCCCUGUUAAAUUGUACUGUUAAAUGCUUAUUCAUAUUCACUCAUAAGGGCUACUUCCAUAAAGUGAUGCAGCAGAAACUGAACUUUGGGUGGUUGGGUGAUAAAAACAGGAUUAUGCUGUCUUGUUGCAGCUGAAGUAAAUUGAUGCAUCUUAUAGACUUCUUAAUUUUGUGAUGUUUGAUAUAGUUAAUAUUCUGAAAUUUAAAGGAUACAUUUAGGAUUAAUGAAGUAGUGUCACGUGAGUGCUUCUUUAGCGAUUCAAAGAUGGUAUGUAGUAUAUGACUUUUUUAAAUAGUACUUAAACCUUUGAUACAAUACUAGUUUUAACUGAGGCAGUUUUUACUUUUCAUUUGUAAUGGCUUUUCCAGUAGGAUGGCUGGACCUUCUCUUAAUGUUUUUUUUUAAUACUGCCUAUAGUAAUCUCUUCAGAUGUCAGCUUUUUCCCAGCAUGUACUUCACAUGCAAACAUAUUUUUGCUUGCUGUUCAUUUAAGAGCAAUGCAUUAAAUCAGAUCCAUUAUGCUUUGUUUUAGACUAGUAUCUUUUUGGGAUAUCCCAGAAUCUCAUAUAUUUGGCAUUACAUUUUUAGGAGUUCUAGGCAUUUCAAAGUGUACUGUGUUUUGUAUAAUUUACAUUCAUAUGUUUAUCAAAAACACUUAAGUCUUCAUGGGUUAUGUAGAAUCUUGUAUGAGAGUGCAUGACCUAUACAAUACUCAAAUUAAAUAUGACUCUUGUGAUUUCAGUUAUGUAGUACGUAGCAGAGAUUUCUUGCUGCCUUCAUGUUUUGCAUUCUGAUUUGUAGAGAACACAGUGAUUUGUAGAAAACUGUUGCUGCACAAAAUAUUUAUGAUACAGCCAAUUGAUACAGCUGUAAAUAAAAUAUCAGAUUAAACAUUUUAUAUGCAAAGUACAAGUAACAGAUAAGCUAUACUUAAUUGUUAGGCCUCUUAAUGUUAAUUUUGGCCCAUGUUUGUUUUGAUAGUUCCUUCUGAAAGAAAUAAAAUCUCUCUUAAUUAUCCUUUUUUAACUAGUAGCCAAUAAACACUGAAAAUUUAGCAAUUAAUAUUAUUAAAAGUAUGAACCUACGAGAAUUUAUUCACUUCUUGAACUGAUUCAGAUAUAAAACCACAGUUGAAUGUACCCAGUUAUUUUAGAGAAUUUUCAGUUGUUAAUUUGUUGCUUUGCAGCAUAUUCCAAACAUCAGUCAAAGCUGGACAAUUUGCAGCAAAAGGGAGCUUCCUUCUCUUUACUUGACUCUUUCACUGCCAGACUGUAUUAUAAAAUUUAAAUUUUUGAUUCCAGUAUGAUCACACAUUUUUGCUUGAAUCAUUUUUUUCACUCAGUCCUAAAUAUUCAGAGAAUGUUACAUAACAUCUGAAAACUAGUUACUGUUUAGAGAAAUGUUACUAUUAGGGAUGCAACUAGAAAGUUGUUGGGCUAUUUAUACAGUCUGCAAUUAAUCUUUUAAAUUAAACCAAGUCUUAACUAAUAAAUCUGGUAUUUGUUCCGUUACAACACCAGCAGAUGUCUUUAAAUUAUGAGUCUGCUAUACCGUAGUGUUCUGUGAAGUAACAUAUUUAAACUUUAUUUAAUCGUCUAUGAAGUCUGGUUAGGCUGUUUCUGGGAGUUUGGUAUUUGUAUAAAAAUGGCUGUUCUGCUGCUUUAUCUCAUAGAUAUAGCACGCAGUAUACAUAAUUUUUACAAUGUUGAUGUAUAAAAUAUACAUUGUAAGCACUUUUAUAUGACAUUUGUCUAACAAUGUUGAAUUAGCUUUUCUUGUUUGAUUAACAUGUUUGGGAUGCUUGUUUUCAUAUUGUUGAUGAAAAUGUUACAGAAGAGACUUUUUAAGGAAAUCAAAAACUGGGUAUUGUUUGCAGUAACGCAGAUAUAUGGUAAAAUUUUGUGGAAGUCUGGUCUGAAAUGGUUGUAAAUGUCAUCUUUUUUAACUUUUGAUUUUUCUUAAUCUGGCCUAGUUUAGCAUUUUAAGCAUUUUCAUACAAAGCUGAAGAAAUACAGUAGAUGUUUUGGGUGAGGCAUUUUAUUUUCAUUUAGGUGCUACCUCAGUCAUAAUUGCUUCCUCAAGGUUUUGUCAUUGUUAACAUGAAUGUGAGCUAUCUUUCCGAUAGAGCUUAAUAUUUUGCUAUUAAGCCAAACUCAGAAGGUUUUUUUUUUUUUUUUGCUGUUGCAUCAUUAGCACAUUCCUUAUAUAGUUUUUUGCACAGGACCAGUAAUAAUCAUUUAUGCAGUGUUCACCUCAUUUCUCAUUUUCUUGUAGUUGAGUACUAGCUGUGGAACAAUUGUCAUCUUCUGUUUUUCUUGCAUUUAUUUUCAAAUGUGACAUGUUUUAUUCUUUGAAACAAAGGUCAGCAAGACCUUAGAGCGUGUAUGUCAAGUCAACAGCAGUGCACAGGUUUACAUUGCUUGUGUGUUUUUUCUUGUUAAGAUGUUACAAGAGAUUUGAAGUUUGACAAAACCUGCUUGUGAAAUUUUAGGGUCAGUGUCUACCUAGACUGCAUCUGUUUACCCUAGAGGUGUGCAGAUCAUAUUUAAUAGCAUUUUCACAAAUCUUGUCUAGAUGCACCUGAAGCACUGAAUCCAUUCCUAUGAGAUUAUACUGAAUCUAAACCAGUGUUUAAGUGCAUUUGCCAAGUACUGAUAGAGGUGCCAAAUCACCAUAUUGCCUUGCCAUUCCUUUGUUUAGUAAUAUCUGCAGACAUUAGUACCAUUAUUCAUGUAGGUCAUUUCACUAAUCUGAAGCUUAUUGUCGAUUCAGGAAUCACGGCUUUUCUUGACAUCCACAUUGACAAUAGAAUUAUUGCAGUUCCUGAAGAAGAGCUCUGCAGAAAUGAAUGCAGCAUUAGUUAAUUUUUACUGGACUGAUUUCUUAGAUAUUUUGCUUCAUUAGUUACCACUGGUAGUAGGCUGUAGAACUAAAGGCAUUCUUCAUUUAGUUACCUCUUUAGGUGGGGACUUCAGCUGCGCCUUGCUAUCCUUGAACAGAGACUCUUUUUUUAAAAAAGUCUACCAUUUCAAAAAUUAGUUUAUUUGUAGUGGAACCAAAAACUACCACUCCCUCUUUUAAAAAUAGUAAAUGUUUCUCUAUACAGUUUUGAUAGGAAGGUUAAUUUGAUAACUGAAGUCCUCCAGGCUAGUUGUCGUAAUGUUUUUUUCUUUUCCUGACAUUGGACAGAGAAUGGGCAGUCUUAUGCCAUAGAAAUGUAGAUAUUGUAUUUUUUCAUUGUCUAACAGCCAUACUCAUUGUGUUUGACACCAUUAUAGUUGAAUAGAUAAUAAGUUGUUAUGCUUUUUACUGUGAAAGAAGAGUUUAUUUGCAUUUUCUGGUUGUGAAGCAAAAUGUUCUGACUUUUCCUGUUUAGAGGGGAAGAAAUUUAGUUCUGUGUUGACUAAUUUAUUAGGAUACAAAUAGACAUCUCUCGCUAGCAAAACUGCAUGGUUAUCUGGAGCUACCAGUUUCCUUACUCCAGUAACUCUGUGUGGCAUUCUUACCUGAAAAAAAUCAGAAUUAACCAGUCCCAUUCUAAAUGUCUUAGUGUAUUGUAGACAUUGCUUUAAAAGUGUGAGUUUUCUGAUUCAUGUUGAUUUGCUGACAGCAGUGUUUGUGAUUGCCAAUAAUAUGAAUUCAUAUUGCUGAAAAAAAAAACACUCAGCAAUAAAGAAACAAGUUUUUUUUUUGCUCUCCUGUACUCCCCACAUAGAGGGAGAUCCUCCAACUUGUGUACACUUACUCCACAGUGUCACAACAGUGAGGGAAAUGGCAGCCACAGUGAAUGUUGAAAAUGUUUUUUUUUUUUUUUGCAGUAUGGAUUUGCCCUAAUGGCACACACAGAGUCUGCUAUCAGUGAAUCAACUGGCACGCUAGGUUUUCCAGUGCUGUAACAACAAUGAUAAAAUACACUUUUCUUGCUAACUUUCUGUCAUUGAGACAUCCAUUCUCACAUUUAACAUGCUCUGCCUCAUAUGUAGUUUGCUCCUUACCUUUUCUAAAGAUCCUGUCUCCACUUCUUUUACCUCUUUUACAAUGUUCAGUACUUCAGUUACAGUUAGUUUAGAUGUUGAUUUCCAUUUUUUAGUAAUUGCUUUUUUUUGGCAGCCAGUAGCAUUUAAACUUAGUAAGACCUUACUAUGUCUGGACAAUUCAGAUCCUUAUAUCCCCUCCUCAAAAGAAUAAUUUUGUUAGUUACAACCAUUUGCUCCCUCAGUGUUUCUAACAAAGUACUCUGGAGGGAAUUUUUAAAAUCUGGUAACUCACUGCAUUCCCAGUUACUUCUCUCUGUCCCAUCACACCUCCAGCAUUUGCUGUCUUCAUGAGGAAAAAUUAUCGUAAGUCUGCUUGGGGUAUAAAAAUGCUACACAAACACUUCAAGCAAAAAUAAUAAAUCUUCUGGACUUUGUUGCAUACUUGGGAACUGUACAUGUGUCUUAAAGUAGUUAUUUUGUAUGUUGUCUUUCCAUUCUGUCUUCCUAACCUUUUCUAAACUCCUUUGAUUGAUUCCAAUUGUUAUCAUGUAGUGUUUUAUAUUCCCUACUAAUUAUCCGUUUGUUAAAAGCAGCAGUACCAUAAACAUUUUGAACAAAAGUAGCAGAUUACUGCUGGAAAAGAAAAAAAAUGCUAAAUAUUUUCUGUACAUACUCCUAUGACUUAUAGUUAAAUUUUGCAUAUGAGGGAGUAAAGGCACAGUCUUGUCAGUUUGCUGAAGUAGACCGCUGGAAAUAUCUUGAAUGCUAGUUAAAAGUAUUCUCAGCUUUAGAGUUCUUGUAAAUACAGAAGUCCAAUGUCAACAAGAAGCUUGGAGCAUUCUGUAGAUUAAAACCUGCUUAUCAUUUGCUGCCAACAAUCCGUAACAAAAGCCAUACACAAUGUAUUAUUUGAUGUUGGAAUUAUACCAAAGUGGCGCAAUGCAGAGUGACUGGCUUACCAUGUCAUGCUGACUGUUCUGUGCUAUGAACCAUUUGGCCAAACCCUGCCCCUUUCUGAAGCCUAUACCUUUACCUUCCAGUAAGGUUUAAGGUUUUAGCAUUACAGAGCCAUAGUCUACAUUACAGAUUGCCCAACAAUGGUAUCGCUGGAACUUGACCAUUCUAGGUCAGAAGACAGAAAGUGUUCCUUUGAGUAGCAUAAUGAAGGCAUAACAGUUUGUCAGAAUCAAGGAGUGUGUUCAUCUGGACCCUCCCAUCCACAAGUUAAACACUGCUCUCUGUCUGUGAUUGAGAAGAUUCCAUUGGAUUCUUCCAUGCAGGUGAACUCACAAAGAUGGCUUAAUCAUUGGUUCUGUGUAUAUUGUUUUUUUAUUUGAUGGGAGCUGUUCUUGGAAGUUAUAGAGUGUUUCCUUAGGAUGGACAGUUUGAUGUCCAUAGAAGGGUUCAUAAAAAAGGCUGUCAUGACCAGCUACCUCUUGCAUGUGCUGCCCUGAACAUUGGUGCCUGUAGACUUUCCCCAAUACUUGCCAUAUGUUGUUUCUUGGUUGGGCUGGGCCUAGGCCACCUCCUUCCAGAGCUGCAAAUAAGAAAGUGUAUCCUUUCCCCUUAGUGUCCCCCUGAAAAAGUGAUUCGUAGGUCCUUUAUGUCCAUAUUUCAUAAACAGUAAAGCAUUCCUUCUCUAUAGCUCCACUGGAGAGAGUCGCAGGCUUACUAGUCCACCGUGUAAUGGUCUGUUGCUUAUAUACUUUCUAACUUGAAAAGGUUAAAAACAGUACCUUGAUAAGAAAGAUAGGGAACCUUUUCCUUCCCCUCUCUGUCAUAUCUUGAAAUGAUGCCAUCUUUUUAAGUAUGAAAGAAACCAGCUUCAGCUCUCCUUGCCCCUAAGGAGUGUGCUGUCUAUACAUUCCCAGUAGAAUAAAGUGGAUUCCUUACUAAGUAGCCCAGGACAUAUUCCUUUGUGAUUUCUUUAGUCCAGCAUAGACAACAGUGACCACAGCAGUUUCUGCCUUAUGGGUGGAUGGUCUGGCAGAAGGGUAUUCUUUGUUACUUUGGCGAUUCAUUUCUUUAACUGACUGUUUUACCUAACUCAUAUCCUUUACUUCCUAGUGGAUCGGUAUCUGGAAAAGUUGGCAGACCUCUCUUAAGCUAAACUCUUGCUGCUUUGGAAAAGAUCCUUAUGAUGGUUUCCACAGUAGGCUUUCAUACAGACCACUGUCAUUUCGACUGUGCUUAGGUAUGUGCUUGUGGUGGAAAGCAUGGCCCAAGCUGUCCUUCGUGGAUGAACUUAGGUAGGUCAUUCUAGAUGCCUGUUUUAGAGCUGAGGUCUUUUGUUAGGUCUCUUAGGGCCUAACUGAAGGUGCCCUAAAAAGACGAAACAGGCAUUGACUGUUAUAAAGGGUCUUUGCAAUACCUCUGUCUUGUCUUCUUUUCUCUUCUAAAUGUAUCCAUUAUCCCAAGAAGAAGAAGAAACAACUCUUAUUUGUAGGAUGCUGAGAGCCCCAAAUAUUAGGCUUCAUUAGCAUCCCCUCUUCCAUCUACUUAAUGUCUUCAAGGGAUGACACCAAGGCUGCAACAGUUGCUACCCUAACUAGAGUGCAGGACUGCCCUUGUGAGUUUGGUUCUUUAAGUUUGCCUUAGCAUGAUCAGUGUAGCUGUAUACACUCUAUCUCUUAGAAAUGUUGGGUCACUUCAGAAAAAAACUCCAUUCAGAAAUAAGGCAGUCUCAAAAGAGCUUUUGAAAUUGAUCCAAAUUCGUCCGUGUUAAAGGACUGUGUACCAUGCUUCUCAUUCAGGGAAAUAAAAGCAGUCUAUGUUUGUCUUUUAAUGCAGUGGGAGGAUUUUGCCCCAUCAUGGAUAUCAGGAGCGUCUAUAACCCCAUCCAUUAAUGUCAGAUUUUGAAUGUUGACUCUGUAGGAAGCCAUGCCUAUGAUGCACAAAGGCACCUGCGUGAUGUCAUUUGACAUGGUGAAUAUGUUCUAGCAACUCACUGUCUGAGGUCUUUACAUGAGGUUUCUUUGUUUCACUACGAGUGGGCUGUCUUUCCAUAGUUUAUAUUGUCAGGCUCAGAGGUGGAAAUGUUCGCCUUUUGGAAGAUUUUCGUUUUGGCCAUCUCUGCUCCUUUGUGUUGAAAAUGUAUUAGGUCUUUCACAAGGAUCUGCGGGUCUCCUAGGACUUAACCUUGUUUUCUUUUAAAAGUUGUUUUAGAACAUCCCUUAAAGCAGUCCUUUCAUCAUUAGUGCCUCUUUUUCUUCUGUUGGGGAGCUGUUCUUGCUUUGGAUGUGCAUCAUGAUCAGCUCGGGUUUUAUCUGCAGAAGGUGGAGGAGUUCAGGAAGACAGACAACUUGUUUGUCUCACUUGUAGUGGCUAAGCAAACCUUUUCUGAGUGGAUUGCUAACUCCCAUUAUUCUUUGCCUGACCUGUGGGAAAUGCCAGUGCUAUCAGAUGUCAGUCCACAAGACUUGUGGCUGCUUCUGUUGCUUGCAUUAAAAAUGUCUCUGUUUUGGCCAUUUGUGUCAUGGCCAGUUGGUCAUCAGUUCAUACCUUUGCCAAUAAUUUAUACUUGCAUAUUUUUUCCAGGAUGUGGAUGUUUAUUAUCUUCGCAUCACACCACACACCAUGCCUUGGCUAUCUUCUUUGUCCAACAUCUUCAGAUGGGUACUUUGUAAGCAGGGCAGUUAUAUAAUGUAUUUUUCAUUUUGUGCUCUCUUGAGUGCAGGGAUUAGUGCACCCUUCUAGUCCAGCAUGUGAUGUAGUGACAUGCUUAAGUGGAAGUGUACCCCCCACACCCGUACAUGAGCUAGAGAAAUUUCAGAAAUAUGCCACAACUGGGGAUGUUUUAAGAGGAUAUACCAGCAGUUGCCCAGUGAAGAGUGCCUUCUCACAUCUAAUAUGGAGAGUACUUAUCUGUUAUGUACCAUAAGAUGUCAUAACUCACUUUCUCGCUAAUUUUUUGAAGAUGUUAACAAUAAAAUGCUAACCCUUGCAGUCUGAUAUUGUUCUAGACAAUGAAAUAACCUAAAAUUAUAGCUAGCAGGCUGUGUUUUUGUUUUCCUUAUUUAGUGUUAUUUCUUGAAUUGUGCAUUUUAUUCCAUUUAACGUGGAAUCAUUUGUUACAUUUCUUUGUCAGAUAAGGCAUCUGCUGAAGAACAGAAGUGCAGUUUUCGUGUAUUUUUAUGUAUGUAUCUUGUAGUUAUAAUGUUUCUUAUUUGCUGCCGACUACUUUGGUAAUUAAACAUUGCUUUGUAUGUAUAGAAGACAAAAUUGACAUACAUUUUAUUGUUUGGGAAGCAGAAGUCAGACUAGGAAUCUUGUAAUUUUUGUGGUCAGAGUAUAUUCUGAUGGCAUUGAGAGACAGUGUUAUCUGUCUUAUUUUUGUUCGUCAUCAAACUGUGUAUAUAAGUAAAGGCUUGGGAUAUUCUUUUACAGUGCAUCUGCUUUUCUGGAUGACAUGUCUUUAGUAAAGUAAGCUUUUUCUUUUAUUGUUUUUUUUAUGUAGUUGGUUUGUAGUCCUGUUUUAUUUUAUAUUUACUCAUUAUUAAUACCAUAAUCAUCAUAUUUUGUCAUUUUUUUACAGAAUUAUUUCAGUUUAUGCAUCAAUGAGUGUUACUGGUCCAGUUGUUUAAUGAUACCCAUAGUGCCAACAUGCUUAGACCACAGUGGUUAUAUGGAAAAGGUAUUCUGUUAUGAAUCUGUAGGUUCUUCUUCAGUGCAUUCUGAGUCAGCAGAUCCUUGGCAUUCCUUUAGAAGAUUUUUCAGCAAGUCAAUCUGUCCUAGUAGAGUCCAUAAGAAGUUCAACCUCAGUCUAACGCCGAGAGGGCUCAGUCCUGGGGAGGUUCUAGUCACUUUGCUAUUAGUUCUUUCUAGCUGUUCUCGUGAUCAAUGAACUUAAAUUCUAUUUCAUUUUGUCAUUUUUGCAACUUCAUUUUCAGUAGAAUUCUUUCCUACCGUUUCCCUUUGUGUCAUCAGUUCAGAUUUACAGUAAUCACCAUUGUCUUUGAAAUGAACUUGUUGCCAGAAAAUGGCUGAAUAGGGCAAACAGCUGGAGCUGACAGAACAAUUGUUAUCAGCUAACUAAACACAGUUUUUAUUAGCUAACCUUAGGCGCUCACUUAAUUGAAGUAGCUUAGUCUGUGCAGGCUUUCAUACUCCUUAACUGGGUAUUUCCCCAAGAGAAUGCAGCCUGCACUGUGGUCAUCUCUGUGCUGAAUUCUUCAGUCGAAGAACCUGUCUACAUUCCCCUCUGAAGAGGUUAAGCAGGUGGUGAUUUUGGAGAUUUCUGCUUUUAACUUUCCUUUCACUUCAUACUCCAUUCCAUUUUAUGGGUAUUUCUCAAAUUGUAAGCAUUCUCUGUCUCUUCAGGAUGACCACUGUUUUGAUGAACUUUUCAUUGAGGUUGUGGUCUUUAUAGACAUUUUUUGUGAUUUAACUAUUAUACUGUUGAAUAUGCAAACCUGCUACAGUGCCAGCCUUGAGUUUUUUGCCAUGAGAUUAGCCUUGAAGGUAGGCUGGAUGAAACUAGAGAAUGUUUUCUCUUCCCUACUAGACAGGUUUUAUUUUUUUGGCCAACCACCCUUUGCUACCUGGGCAAUUAUAUAUAUCAAGAGAGGAAGGCAGAAAAUGUUAAAAUGACUGAGUUUUCUGCAGUGUGUUAGGGAAUUCAAAAAGCUUUAUAAAUAAGGAAAGAAUGAUUAGCAGGGGAUGAAGGGGUUAUGUGCUUCUAGUGUUGGGGUGAAAAUCAGGAAGAGUGUUGGGCACAUGACCAUGUAUCCCCGCUCUUCUCUUUACUGCUUGGCUUCUUGACAUAGAAUGAUGAAGCCUUGACUGUGGCUUAUGGAAUCAGUAGUUGUCAGCAGUAAAUACAUCUUAGGGACUAGUUGGGGAGGGGGUGGAGUAUGAGUUCAAGAUUGCUCAGGGAGACUGCUUUAUCUGCAUCAUUGGCAAUACCUAGUGAUGGCUGGGUCUCCAGAUGCUGUGCUGGCUUGUGCUGCAUUGAGCAGAAACUUUUGUACUGAACCAGGGAAGUAGACAGGGUGUGCAUGUGCAUGCACACCUCCUCUCCCCAGCCAAGCAGCUGUGGUGAACCUGUGAGCAGCCUAGGAGAAGAAAUGUUUGGCCACUCCACAGAAGCUGCAGAUGGCCUGUUCCCAACCACAUGACUGCUGGGAGAAUGGAUACGCUUUUAGGGAUCCCCAGGCAGGAAUGGUUCUUCCAUAGCACUGGGAUGCCAGCCUACUACGUUUGUGGAGCAAAUAUGCUGAUAGUGUGCAGAUAAUGGAGCCAUCCGAAAUGGGUUUUUGGGGAGGAGCAGAAAUGGAGAGGGUUUUAAAAAAUAUUGGCUUCUUGGAGGAUGGUGACACUAAGGCAAGUAGGCAGGCUUUCUUAGCAUUGUGAAACAUGUUGGCCCACUUGCCUGUGACCCACUAGAAAUUCAGGUGCAUUCUGCUGUAUUUGGGGUUCAGAAUAAGUUACAUUGAAGUAUCUCUGCACUUGCCUCUAAUGCUCCAGUAUGAUGCCUUCAUUGUUCCCUGUAUGGGUAUUCAGUUGCUCAUCCAUGAGAUUAAGAUGUAGCUGAACUGAAAAAGUAUAGGCAACAGGUACAAUAUGUAUUUUAGCUGUAUCACUGCUGAAAGGCUGGCAUUUAUUUUUAAAUGAAGUUCUAGAGGUGAAAGUCUCUGAAAGUACAGCUCCAACCCAUCAACAGCAGUCUGUUUCUGCUGUGAUCUCCCCCGAAAGUGAAAGAAAAACUCGAGUGGUCUGCCACCCCUGGGUUCUCCAUUUUGUGAGUGUUUUCUAACCUCUGUAUUCAUUUCCAUUUGGAAUUGGUCAGAGGCAGGCUCCUAUUCAAUGGAGAAUUAUGAGACACUAUGCAUUCUUAUGCCAGUGGAACAGGGGCGUACCAUGAAGUUUGCCUCCAUUCCUUUUUAAUUGGCUUUCCUCCACCAGAAAGUUCCUCUACUUCAUAGAACAUGUACAGCUGUUGCAAGAGUCCCUCUUGAGACUUCAGAAAGGUGCAUGUGAGAUGAUAAAAGAAGACAUGCACAUGGAAUUUUAUUUUUCAUAUCUUCAUAAGAUUGGAGGAUUUUAGAUUUACCCUGAUUUGAAGUACCAGAACAAUUUUCUGGUUUUCCUAUAGUUCUAGAUAUUAACAGUGUAGUCAUGUCUCACUUUUUUGAGUGAGAGAAUUUUUUGUGGCAUGGACAUGCAAGGUAUAUACUUCCACAUAUUGAUUCAUUUGGCUUAGUGAAGAUCACUAAUACUCAGGAUGGAAAGGAAUUGUAUUUAUUUAUUUAUUUACAUUUGUUUACCGGGAAAUUCCGACUGAACACAGGUCCUUUUUCAGCGGAUGCCCGGGGAGAAAAACUCCACAUCAUGUACAUGAUAAAUAGAAAUGCAAAGUUGCAGCAAUAGCAGAAUUCUGUCCAUUUCCAUUUAAAAUGUCUUUUGAACCUCUUAUGGUUGUCAGUUUGCUUAUAUGUUGUAAUAGCUGCUUUCCAAAGAACGAGAGUGCACUUCUUCCAUCCAUCGAUGGCUUACUGUUAUCUGCCCCAUCAAACAAUGACAUUCCAUGUACUGCAUCCAUUUCAAGAACUAGGGAUCUCAUAUGGCAUCUUUAAGUUUUGUCUCAUGCUGUCUCAUGUGCUUACUGUUCUGGUCCUGAUCAUUGAUUCAGUCAUACCUUUCUUUUUUCAAGUCCAGAAAGGUAUGUUGAAAAAGCUGAGCUUCUGUACAAGGUUCUUGCUUUGUGUUAACAUCCAGCGUGGAUGUUCCUUAGGUUAAGCUUUAAAUCUGUUUGGGCACAAAGGAGUAAACAGGUAUGUUUUUUCAUGAGGUUGCAAGAGUUAAAAUCAUGACUAGACCCAUCCAGCCUACACAGCAAAGUAUAUUUUCUCGUAGUCUUGCCUGGCCCUGGAACAUUCUAUCCAGUGUAGGUAGCCUAUGACAGUGUGCUUGGGGGUAAAGUGGAGUUUCCAUAUAAAUAUCUUUGAGUUGAGCACAACGUAGUUCUUAGCGUUCCAAAGACUUUUGUCCCCUCUUAAAAGGAGUAGAUGUAUUUUAUAGCUGACAACUUUAGUAGUCAUAUUCUGCGCCAGUAAGCCAGUAGGUGCAAAUUUAUUUCCCAUCUGUCAGGAAGUUAUGUCAUUUAGCACUGGGGAAAUUAAGUCAGCUUGCAUGUGGUUUGAUGUCAUCUACAAAUCUAGACAAUCUCCUAAAGUCUUAAAUUGUGUGCUAGAAUAUGUCUUCUGGUAAUGCGGCUAUUCCUGUUGUGGAGUUGGAGGUUUGUUACAUCCAUCUUUCCACUUAUUCAGGAGAAUGUCCCUCAAGGUUCAAAAGGUAAAGCCCAUUUCCUCAUAUAAAUCAGGUUUCCUUUACUUAGGCACCCUUUACUAGCAGUAACCUAGCCACUUAUGACUGCAGACCUUUCUCUCACAGAACCAAGACAUUCUGGUAUGCAGGAACAGUACGUCUUUAUAUACAUUUGAUUCUCAUAUGCGUCACUGUAGCAUGACUCAAGAUGUCAGAAGUGGUAGCACAGGUAUUGAUAAGCAGCAAUGAAGCCAUUUACAAGAUCCACUUUGAGUGGAAGAGGUUUACCAUUUUGGUGGCCCUCAUAUAGUUUACCCUGUACUUGUGUGACAUGUCUGCAUUUCUGGGUUACUUACUUCCCUUGUGUAAAGUGAGGACUUUAUCAGUUGAUCCUCUAAGCCCACUUGAUGGUAUUGUUUAACCUUUCAUUCAUCUACUGAUGGUAGGCUGGUGGGCUAGGCAAAUGUUGUCCACACUUUUAAGUGGCGUUUAUGCUGUAAAGCUUAUAAAUAUUACUAAUGCAAAAUGUUUUAUGCACAACAUAUGCAUUGUGAUACUUGCUUAUGCCUAAUAUAUAAUGCUUUCCUGGAAGGUCUGUGAAAUUGCAUGACCUGUUAAAAACCAUCAUCUUUCCUGAUUUUUUUUUCCAGAUAGCAUCUCUUUGUCUACAAACUCUACAUUUUGUCAGGGGGUAGUUUUUGCAUAUUCCUGGAAAUGAAAUACAAAGGAUUAUUCCAGAUCACUUUAGCUAGCAGAUCUUGGAGACUCUGUCUCUGCUACCCUCCCUGUGAGAGGAAUAAAUACAUCCUGAAGUUUCAAGUAGUUUAUUCAGUUAAGUCAAUAUAUAGAUGAGUGUUCUUGUUCUGAAUUCAUUCUCACUGUUUUCCCUGAUGCAUACAGUUAGGAGAGGGUUCGCUUUUGAAACAUUGGCUCUAUGGGAGACCCUUUAGACAUUAUGUGCAUUUGUUAUAAGAAAAAAGUGGAAUCCUGCUCCUGAUCAUGUAUAGCCCCCUUCUACAAUGGAAAUAGCACUUUGUUAAACUGCUGUUUUAAAGUGUUUGGUCCAGGAGGUAUGUGCUGCAGCUGCCUUGCCCAAACUGCGUAGCUUUAAAAGAUUUUACAACAUGGAUAUUCAUUCCAAAGCCACUUUUAACUUUGGCAGGAAUAUUCUAAAUGGCUUACUGGUAAGAAUUUGUUGUCCUUCCUUACAUGACUGCUUAGGGAAUUGUUCUAAAUUUAUAUUAAGGGUCUUUUGGCUCGGAUUCACCUUGAAGAGGGUGGGUUGUUUAAUGUAAAGACCUACAUUAACUUAAGGUUCUUUGAGAAUGUCUGAGCCAGCAGGCCAAUGAUCUAGCAUUCCUCUCCCUUGGAGGUUUGAGGGUAUAUCUUAGAUUUUUCUUCUUAGCUUUCUUUGACUCAUUAUCAAGGCUUAUUAGUGGCAGAAAAGAAGGACAGGUUGCACUGUUUACGAACAUUAAGAAGAGAGCUUCACCUGCUUGAUGUAUGUUCUAAAUGAAUACUAAUGGACCAGCUGGCUGAGAAGUACUUAGAAGUUUGAAGUUAUGGUAGGUUUGUAUGCAGUAACCUUUAUACAGCAACAUGAUGUUGUUAUGCAUUCGUAAUCACUUGCUUUCAUCUGUAGGCAGUGUAUGUCAAAUAACACUAAAACCAAUGUAUACAUUUUGCCGUGAUAUGUACCUUGUAAAUAUUGUAUAAUAAAUACGCCUGUUUUAUUCCA
Protopterus annectens (West African lungfish) is the source of this 20191-nucleotide messenger RNA. It is a transcript of the gene MAP4K5, whose product is annotated as mitogen-activated protein kinase kinase kinase kinase 5. The transcript has 33 exons. Gene Ontology annotation, molecular function: ATP binding; MAP kinase kinase kinase kinase activity. Lineage: Eukaryota; Metazoa; Chordata; Ceratodontiformes; Protopteridae. The record is from RefSeq and is a predicted model, not a curated record. Gene Ontology annotation, biological process: protein phosphorylation. Bases 974 to 3607 code for a protein of 877 amino acids.